Messenger RNA from Aphidius gifuensis, 2637 nucleotides. RefSeq names its product ubiquitin-associated domain-containing protein 1 (gene Kpc2). Gene Ontology annotation, molecular function: protein binding. The record is from RefSeq and is a predicted model, not a curated record. The coding region runs from base 351 to 1769 and encodes 472 amino acids. The transcript is spliced from 3 exons. Lineage: Eukaryota; Metazoa; Arthropoda; Insecta; Hymenoptera; Braconidae.
AUUUAUGUAUAUGUGCGAAUAUUGAAUAGCCAUGUCGACUUUUCUCUGUCAGUUUUUUUUUCUAAUAAAUAUCACAAAUUGUUCAAUAAAUUCACAGUUGAAAUAAGAUAAUUUAAUUAAGAAUGAAUAACAAUUAAUUAUUAACUAUUAAAAAUAAAAAAUAAAGAAAAGUAUCUUCUGUCUGAUAAGUUAUGGUAAACUUGUUUAUAAUUUUCUAACGUAAACAAAAUUAUAGAGCGAUGACAAAUGUAAACAUAAAACUGUCAGUUCGGUAAAUAAAAUCAUCAGCCUUUAAUAAAAAACGUCAAAAAUUUUUUGUAAUCACAAUUUUUUAAGUCAAGGUCAGUUUGAUGAUCCCAUGGGUGCGAGAGCAGAUUGCCGAAGCCUGGCAUAGCAGAAAGAGCUCAAAGACAUCCGAAAGGAAGUCUUUGACUCUUUCUACCAGUGAUGAUUUAUCUGAUAAAAAAAAUAAUAGUAACAUGUUUAUGAAUGAUGCCAGUUCAUCUGAUACUUUUAAUGUCCAUGUUAUUAGUUUAGAAGGUGAUGUGAUGAGAAUUUUAGUAAAACCAGAUUUUACUAUUGAAAAAUUAAAGUUGAUAGCAACAGAAAGUUUUUAUGGUUCUGAUUCUUCAAAAACAUCAUCAAAUAUUCGUCUUGUUCAUGCUGAAAAGUUAAAACAUCUUACUGAUGAUAAAAAACUAAAUGAUGAAGAUGUUAAACCAAAAGAUGAAAUAAUGAUGGUAGAAAUAAGAUCACUUAGUAUUAAAGAAAAUCUUGAAGAAUCAUUACGUGGUCCAACAUUCGAAACAAUAUCUGAAGCAACAAGUCACUUACCACCAUCAAAUCCACCAAAACCAACACCAUCAACUGAUUGCCCAGCUGAUUUUCAAAGUGAAAUAAGAAAAAUACUUAUAACGCUUGUUCAAGCAUCAGCAAAAAUUCUCAUGCACAGUCCAGAAGCAACAAAAGUUUAUGAAUUAAUACGUGAAAAAUUAGAAAUACGAUGUAAACCUCCAAAUGAUCCAAAAACAGUUAAAUAUCUUAUGGACAUUGGUUUUACAGAAAAAAAAGUUCUUAAAGCACUUCGAUUACGAAAAAUGAAUGCGUCUGAGGCACUUGAAUGGCUUAUUGAGCAUCAAGAUGAUCCAGAUGAUCAAGAUGAAGAUGAAUUGCCAUCAAUCGAUGAAGCAGAAAAUAUUACUUUACCUGAACCAAGUUCAUCAUCAUCUGGCUCAGCACCUUCAGUUCGUAGAAAAUCAAUUAAAGAUACUUGUAUUGAUAUAUUCAAAAGCACACGACAUGGUAUAAAAAAAGAAGAAAAUUUAAUAGAAGCUGUGAGUUUACUUUUAGAAAGUUUUCGAGAAUACAAACGUUUAGAUUUUCGACCAAGUUCAAGAAUUAAAGAGUCACUUGUUGAAAUGGGUUUUGAUGAAAAAAAUGUCAUUGAAGUAUUAAAAGUAACUGGUAAUAAUCAAAAUAAUGCUUGUGAAUGGCUACUUGGUGCUAGAAGAAAAAGUCUUCAAGACUUGGAUGAAGGUCUUGAUCCUGAUGGAGCUAUUUACACUGCAAUUAUGAAUAAUCCUCAUAUACAACUUAGUCUGACCAAUCCAAAAAUGUUACUAGCCUAUUUGUCAAUUCUAGAAACACCUUCAUCAACAAGUGUUUGGAUUAAUGAUCCAGAAGUAUCACCUGUUUUAAGUCAAAUAUUUAAAACUUAUCACUCGGAAAAACAUGCUAUUCACAUGAAUCGCUAUGAAGCAACGAGUUAACGUUUAUUUCAUUAUCUAGUUCACAAUUUUCUCUAUUUAUUAUCACUUCAUAAUUAUAUAACAAUAAUAUUUUCUUACAAAUUUACAAGCUGUAUAAUAUUUCACUGAGUCAUUCAAUCAACAUCAUGAAGAAGUUGAUAAUGAAUGUUAAAAUUGAAAAAAAAUAGUCAAAAUUAAUUAUAGUAUUUUCGUCGUGAUUCAAUUAAGCAAUAAAAAUAUGAUACCCGAGAAGGGUCUCACGUUAAAAAUUUAUCGGUGUUUUUUUUUUGUUGCAUUGCACUUCUUUCCUUUCGGGCACAUUGAUACUCAAUUAUUUUAUUGGGUGAAUGCCUAAAUUGAGAAUGAGCAUUACGAGAAAACCUACAUCAAAGUGGAGCUUGAGCUGAUCAAAAAGAAAACAUACCUAGUGAAAUUUAGAAUGCUAUAACGAUUGUGCCCACCAAAAAAACCACCAAUGCAAGGUCUGGUAAAAAAAUUAUAAUAAUAAAUCAAGAGUAAAUCAAUAUUCGGCAGGACAAAGAAUGUAUGAAUACAAAAAAUUAAUAAAUUUUAAUUUAUUAUUUCAUUAAGUUUUUUACAAGUGUUUUUUUCGGUUGAUUGGUAUUUCGUUAUGAUAUUAUUUGAUCAAAAUAACUACUUAAUUCAAUGCAAAAGCAAAAAAUAUCAAAUUUAACUGAAUCAACAAGGUAGUAAAAAUAUACCGUUGUAUUCAGGAUCAAUAAGAAAAUCGAGUGUUAAAUUUAUGAAUAGUAAAGAAAGAUAAAGAGAAAUCAGCUGUUGCUGACCAACAUUUAAAGAAUGCUCAUGAUAAAUUAAAAGGAAAUUUAAAUAAAAAAAGAUCAAGACAAGCUUUUUUUGUUUUCUAAAA